Molecule: messenger RNA, 2180 nt
Organism: Rhineura floridana
Lineage: Eukaryota; Metazoa; Chordata; Lepidosauria; Squamata; Rhineuridae
Gene: PPWD1
Product: peptidylprolyl isomerase domain and WD repeat containing 1
Exons: 11
Coding region: 85-1995 (636 amino acids)
Biological process (GO): protein peptidyl-prolyl isomerization
Molecular function (GO): protein binding; peptidyl-prolyl cis-trans isomerase activity
Source: RefSeq, a predicted model, not a curated record
GCUUCUUUGCGUUACUACUUGCACCGCCCCUUUCCCGGGUAUGGCGAGAGUCUGUUCGUCGCCGGGAUAUGAAGAAGAGGCAAUAUGGCGUCCACGGAAUCGGAGCACAAGAGACGGCGCCGCGAAGAAGCAGCAGAAGCGGCGGCAAAAGAAGAGGAAGGGUCUGAGGAGGAAGCGGGAAAGGAAGACGACGGAGACCGCUGGGUGGGCCCUUUACCUGGGGAGGCCGUGCAAGUGAAAAAGCGAAAAGUUCUUGAGUUUGAACAUGUCUACCUGGAUAAUCUUCCCAGUGCUUCAAUGUAUGAGCGCAGUUAUAUGCACAGAGAUGUCAUCACACAUGUAGUAUGUACUAAGACUGAUUUUGUAAUAACAGCCAGUCAUGAUGGACAUGUCAAAUUCUGGAAGAAAGUAGAAGAAGGGAUUGAAUUUGUUAAACAUUUUCGUAGCCAUUUAGGUGUUAUUGAGAGCAUUGCUGCUAGUUCAGAAGGGGCCUUAUUCUGCUCUGUUGGGGAUGAUAAAGCAAUGAAGGUUUUUGAUGUGGUGAACUUUGAUAUGAUCAACAUGCUGAAACUUGGCUACCACCCAGGACAGUGUGAAUGGAUAUACUGCCCUGGAGAUGCUAUAUCUUCAGUUGCAGCCUCUGAGAAGAGUAGUGGGAAAAUAUUCAUAUAUGAUGGUCGAGGAAAUAAUCAACCGCUUCACAUUUUUUAUAAGCUCCAUACAUGCCCUCUUACUCAGAUACGACUGAACUCUGUCUAUAAAGUCAUAGUAUCUUCUGACAAGUCUGGAAUGAUUGAAUACUGGACUGGGCCACCCCAUGAAUACAAAUUUCCCAAAAAUGUGAAUUGGGAAUAUAAAACAGACACUGAUUUAUAUGAAUUUGCUAAGUGUAAAGCAUACCUAACCAGUAUAUGUUUCUCCCCUGAAGGCCAAAAAAUGGCUACUAUUGGUUCAGACAGAAAAGUCCGAAUUUUCAGAUUCUUGACUGGGAAACUUAUGAGGGUCUUUGAUGAAUCUUUGAGUAUGUUUACUGAGCUGCAGCAAAUGAGACAACAGCUACCAGACAUGGAAUUUGGGCGGCGUAUGGCUGUGGAGCGGGAAUUGGAAAAAGUUGAUGCUGUAAGGUUAAUCAACAUCAUUUUUGAUGAAACUGGACACUUUGUGCUGUAUGGGACAAUGUUGGGAAUUAAGGUCAUAAAUGUGGAAACAAACCGAUGUGUUAGAAUCCUAGGCAAACAGGAAAACAUCAGGGUUAUGCAGCUAGCUCUGUUCCAGGGUGUAGCAAAGAAACACCGUGCUGCUGUUACAGCAGAGAUGAAAGCAUCUGAAAAUCCUGUUCUCCAGAAUAUCCAAGCAGAUCCAACAAUAAUCUGCACUGCCUUCAAAAAGAACAGAUUUUAUAUGUUUACCAAACGUGAACCAGAAGACACCAAGAGUGCAGAUUCUGACAGAGAUGUAUUUAAUGAGAAGCCAUCUAAAGAAGAGGUCAUGGCAGCCACUCAAGCUGAAGGACCCAAACGAGUUUCUGAUAGUGCCAUUAUCCACACAAGCAUGGGAGAUAUUCAUGUCAAGCUCUUCCCUGUUGAGUGCCCCAAAACAGUGGAAAACUUCUGCGUACAUAGCAGGAAUGGUUACUACAAUGGCCACACCUUUCACCGCAUCAUCAAGGGCUUCAUGAUUCAAACUGGAGAUCCUACUGGCACUGGAAUGGGAGGUGAAAGUAUCUGGGGAGGAGAAUUUGAGGAUGAGUUCCACUCAACUUUACGACAUGACAGGCCCUACACACUCAGUAUGGCUAAUGCAGGACCAAAUACCAAUGGCUCACAGUUUUUCAUAACAGUAGUACCAACUCCAUGGCUGGACAACAAGCACAGUGUGUUUGGAAGAGUAUCUAAAGGAAUGGAAGUCGUUCAGAGAAUUUCAAAUGUGAAAGUCAAUCCAAAAACUGACAAACCCUAUGAAGAUGUCAGCAUUAUUAAUAUCACAGUGAAAUGAAAUGGGUUUUUAAAGAAACCUCAUGGUAGAGGGACUUGAGCACAAUGCAUAUAGCAUCUUAAUAUUUCUGCUGUGGAAAGGCUGAUACCUGUUCUGAAACUUGUGUCUGAGGUGCUCUCAACUGUAUAUUUUUUUAAAAAAAGAUUUAUAUAUAAAAAAAUAAAAGUCAACCAUGUUAGAAAAAA